This is a messenger RNA of Spirodela intermedia, 2916 nucleotides long. Lineage: Eukaryota; Viridiplantae; Streptophyta; Magnoliopsida; Alismatales; Araceae. The record is from the annotation of a GenBank genome assembly.
AUGCGUCCCCCUGUCUGCAGGAGCUGCCUUGGGGCUCUCCUGAAAUUUCUGAAUUUCCUGCAGGCUUUCAUCGGGGUCUCCAUAAUUGUGUACUCCGUGUGGAUGCUCACCAAGUGGAGCGGGCACGAUUCGGCCCUCCUCGGCGGGACACUCGGCGAUUCCAACUCGCUUCCUGAGCCAUGGUACGGAGGACCUUGGUCCCACUGAUCCUGCGCCGUUCUUGAUCUCCGUCGCUGUGUAGAUCCUCGCUCACCCGGCGGCGUGACUUUGGUUUGUCUCUCAGGUUUAUUUACCUCUUCAUGGCCAUCGGAGUGUCGGUGUGCGCAAUCACCUCCACGGGGCACAUUGCUGCGGAAUCAAUUAACGGCUGCUGUCUAUGUUUCGUAUCCUCGAUUGCGUCAACGCUCGCCAGUCUUCUCUUGAUUUCGCUCUGUCAUUAUUUUAUGGUACAUUUUAGGGUUUUGGAGAUCAUUUCCCAUGGAAGGGUGGGUUAUGGGGACGAGGUUUCUUCAAGAUCUGCCCAUCUUUUCCCCUCGGAUCGAGUGCCUUGUUCUAAAGGAAUCAACCCAUGCCUUGUUGUUAUUCCUUUUCCUCUUACAUGCUAAUUAGAUUUCAUAUCCUGAGGGUUCUGACCCAAAAUUACCAUCGCAUAAUUAUUUACUUAAAUUGUCCAACUCGAUUCAGAUAUCGAAAUAAAAAAACUAAUAAUUUCUAAAACAAUUCUUUUUGUCGUGCUUAAUAGAUUUUCGAUUUUAAUCUGUAUUUGUCAAAUUGGAUGCAUCCAACUCAUCAUGUCCGGUAUCUAGAAUGCCUUCCUGGUUAUAUCGCAUCUUGGAUUAGCCAUCCCUUAGAGUGUAUCGUUGAAAGAUCAUCAAUCCCAAAUGAAAUACAUGUAAAAGUGGCUUGCUGGAGACCCAGAGUUUCAUCUUAAUGAAGAUCAUAAACACGGGAACCGGAGAGAUGUCAAAUCAUGAGCACGCAUGUUAUUCUUCAACCUGUUAUGUGACACGUUAUGAGAAACUCCCUCCACUCCUUUCUAAAAUAGAAUACUAUUUUAUUUUCUGACACAUAAUAGAUCUGAAAAACAGGAGAAAGAACUGUUCCCCGAGAAUGCUGUUAUAAUAUUCCUUUUUCAGAUAUAUACUGUAUCCCAGAGUAUACUGGAGAUAUCAUAGGGUCCCACUUUCUAUGCCUUAAAAUAUUGAAUUUUCUUAACUUUGGUGGGCAUAGUAUGCUGUAUUGAUCUCCGCGCUGAUUCUGUUUGAAGCUUCUGUAGUGGCUAUUCUGAUGCUCAACACGCACUGGGAGGAGGUGAAGGCUUCUUUUUUUUCCUGAGAUUUUGCUUUUUUCGUCUACUCAUAACUAAAUUUACUCCUCGCAGGACCUUCCCCGUGACCGCACAGGAGAGCUUGAUAGGCUCAAAAAGUUCAUUGAAGUAAACAUUGACGUGUGUAGAUGGGUCGGUGUGACUGUGAUUAUUAUUCAGGUGCUCGACUGACUUGGCUUUUAUAUAAUCACCACAAUGUUUGAGGCCUGAUUCAUCUUUUCCCUCGUAAUAUUUUUUUUUACUUUCAAUUUUCCAUUUAGUUGCAGGAAAUCUGAUUGAUUUUUGGGUCAUCUUGGGAAUGCCUACCUCGGAUCUUGUUAAUUUUAUCAGAAAUGCUGCUCACGAUAUCUGGAUAUUUUUUUCUCUGAUGUAUUUUUGCGCAUAAUAAAAAAAAUAUUUGAAUUUUACAUUUAGUUAAUGACAGGGAAAAGUUCAUGAGAUCCAUAUCUAAGUCACACCAGCUGCAAUUUCAGGAAAUCUGAUUGAUUUUUAGGUUAUCUUGGGAAUGCCUACCUCGGAUCUUAUAAAUUUUAUUAGAAACACUGCUCACGAUCUCUGGAUAAAUAUUUUUCUAAUGAAUUUUCGCUCAUAAUAAAAAAAACUAUUUGAAUUUUCUUAGUUAAUUACAGAGGAAAAGUUCAUGAGAAGCAUAUAUAAAGUCACACCAGCUGCAGUUGCAGGAAAUCUCAUCAAGUUCAUUUGAAAUGGUACCCAUAUGAAGCUUCAUGGUGCUCACAUCGCCCGCCUCAUCCUUGCACAAGAUAAUCUGAAUUUAUUGUGUACUAAUUCAGCUAUUUUUCCAUUUCCGUCGUCCUAAAACUGGGAAAUCAUGGGCAUUUGGGUUUGAUUCCAGUCCAAGAUUGCCUUUGUUUUAGGAAUCUGAUUGAUUUCAUAUGAUCAUAUGAUCAUGCUCAGGCCUGUGCAGCUCUCAAUCACUCAUCUCGCCCUUUCAGCUCCGAUGGAUCUUUGGAUAACAAAAAUGGUGGUUUUUUUGGCAGGCCCUGUCUCUCUUUUUGGCACUGAUUCUCCGCAGCUUGGCGCCGACGACCCGUCGCUCCGACAGCGACGACGAUCUUCCCACGGUGAGGGCGCCGCUGCUGUACCCACACUACGGAUCGGCGGCACCUGGUGCUGCCUCCCCAGACGGGAAAGUCAACUCGGAUAUUUGGAGCACCCGCGUGAGGGAGAAGGUACGAGCGGGCUGAGAUUAUCCCUAAAUAAUAUAUAUAUAUCACCAUCCGAUAUUUUGUGGGUAUUUUCUAUUCUCGGAAUGCAGAAUCGUGUUUGCUUCGAUUUAACUGUUGGAAAAGAUUCUUGAAAAUUUUAUUUCUGCGGUUAAUCGUGUUUUCUUCUUGUUUAUGUUGCUAAGAUCAUGGAAUUAUUAUGUGAAUGAAACAGUGUUGUCGCUCGUUCUUGGCUCUCUCUCUCUCUCUCUCUCUCUCUCUCUCUCUCUCUCUCUCUCUCUCUCUCUCUCUCGCAUAUUCUACGCCUUGGCUAUGGUUUCUCAUUCACAGUUCCUUCUCGCUCUCUGCAUGCAGUACGGGUUGAACCAGGGCGUAUUCCCGUAUGCUCCCUCUCAAGGGCCCUGA